Molecule: messenger RNA, 2515 nt
Organism: Patella vulgata (common limpet)
Lineage: Eukaryota; Metazoa; Mollusca; Gastropoda; Patellidae
Product: regulating synaptic membrane exocytosis protein 2
Exons: 6
Coding region: 213-2381 (722 amino acids)
Biological process (GO): presynaptic active zone assembly; protein localization to synapse
Cellular component (GO): GABA-ergic synapse; glutamatergic synapse; axon
Molecular function (GO): structural constituent of presynaptic active zone; protein binding
Source: RefSeq, a predicted model, not a curated record
CCGAUUCACAGAGUGACCAUUCAAGGGAACAAAAGAAGGAAGCCAAAAAGAUUCGCCGGAAAUUACCCCCAAUACCAGUCGGUGAAGAACCAGUGUUAAAACCAAAGGCUAAAAUACGAGGAACAAAGCAAUCGAAGCAACAGCAUACUGAGAAUAAAGUUACCAAUGGCAGUUACAGAAAGUCCUCUACGAUUUCUCAAAGUGAUGAUUCGAUGAACGAGGAAGAUAUGGAGGUUGCUAGAAUCACGAAACAUAGCGCAUCAAAGCGAAAACCCAUCUCAGAUGUCGGAAAAGCUAAAAGUUUUGACGUUUCUCCCCAGACUAUGAAAGGCAGUAAGACUCACGCUGAAGCUCAAAGACUACUACGAGCAUGUUCUGUGGGAUCUAGUCAGAAAGUUGGACCUAAAGACGAAACGGAUGCAAUAAUUGAUUCCCUGAUCAGUAUUUACAACAUCCCCAUAACAGAAGCAAUGAAAUCCUUAAAGAAACGAUUGCAAGAAGAACUACGCAAAGUGACUAGAGAUAGAAAGCGCAAGAUUGAAGAAUUAGAAGAGAUUCGAGCGCUACAGAUGCAAAUAGGCGCCCUCCAGUUAGAUGCACGACAUGCUGCUAGGGUAAGGAAUGGGAAACGCUCACCAGCCCCAAAGCAAUACGAACCUCCACCAACAGAUUCUAGAAAGCGAGGAGGACUUUCUCCAUCUAGUAGUUCUCAAACUUCACGAUCCUCGCCUCAAGUCACCCCUCGACGCCAGAGACAUAAACGCCAAUCUUCGGAUCCAAUGAUAGCUAAAUUCUCUCCAAUAAAGGAAGAUCGGGACAUAGAAUCCGACUUUCAGUCCAAAAUAGACAGCGCUGAUGCAAGACAAUCUAAAUAUUCUACUGAUGAUAGUUCUCAAUCAGGAUUAAGUGACUGUGAUAGUACCCGUUCGGAACCAAUUACCAAUGUUCGGUACAAAAAAAUCAAACCAUCGGCAUAUGCUCGUAUGUUCUAUACAGGAAAAGGGACUCCCACUGAUCGAGGACAGCCUGAUCACCGGGAACAGCAAGGGCCACAAAAUCAAUUGUCUGUGAGUCGAUCCGAAUCCCAGAUAACUGCCGGUUAUCGUUCAGGUUCUGGAUCCGGCUCUAGAACACCUUCGUAUUAUUCGGAUGACGAAGAGAUGAAGGCGAAAGAGGAGAAGAAAGCCCAAUUGCAGUAUGAGAUUGAUAAACGUAAACGUCAAUUGGAAGAAACUGCUCGACUCAAACAUGAACUGUUGAAACUAGCAAGAGCUCGCCAAGCUCUAGCCCACAGCUAUGAUGAUAUUCCUGGUAGAUACGGCUCGGGAGAUUACCAGAAUCAAUACCGUUCCUAUGGUCCACAGAGACCAAUACCAACUGGAAUCAUACGACCGAUAGAUGAUGAACCCGAUGAGAUGGAUAUACCUCAUUCUAGGAGAGAUGAUAGAUCGAGAAGCAGGCAAAACGCUUACAGUUCGACCGAGUAUCUCGUACACAAGCACGAAUCUCGGAGAUACAAAUCAGACGAAGCCAGCAUUUAUUCUGAUGAACAGCAUUACAGUGAUGGUUAUAAUGAUAUGGAAGCCGAAUCACCGCCGAGAAUGUCAAGGCGAAUGGAAGCAUCUUAUCCAUCCGCAACCCCAAGUCGGGAUGCUCGCAUGUCCGCUAGUGUUACCCUACCAGAUAUGUAUCACACUAGGGGUGAUAUCGAAUAUAUACCAACCCGGGACGCUUUUAGUGUUUAUUCAGGAUCUGAAGGAAGCCCAGCUAGUGACUAUACACCUGCCAUGCCAUUACUUGAUGACGUCAUGGCUAAAUCUCGUAAAAUAAUAAGAGAAAUCGGAAGCGGAAGUAGACCUGUUUCAGCAGAAUUUAAUUUGGACGGUGGUGUUGAAGAUCUUAUGAACGCCAUGUAUCGCGUAGAGAGUGAUAACAGUGUUGAUGCUGAUGAACCAAUCAUGAAACAUAUGACAGAAGGUGGAGUAACCAUCCUAAAACAACUAGAUAGGAAGAAAAAGACUCCGUCUAAAGAUCCUAUUCGAUAUCCAUUUCCCACUAAGCGUAUUCUAGUAACACGUGACCCUAAAGACAGGUCCGUUACAGGUACGACAGGUAAUGGUUUAGGUAUGAAGAUAGUAGGUGGCAAACAAAUACCAGGUACAAAAGAAACAGGUGCUUAUGUUACAGCUAUUUAUUCUGGCGGUGUAGCUGAUCAACUACACGGUGAACUAGAAGUUGGUGAUCAAGUAUUGGAAUGGAAUGGCGUGACGUUAUCUGGUAAAAGUUACGAAGAUGUUCAACAGAUUAUAUCACAGCCAAAUGGUGAAAUAGAGAUGGUAGUUAGACCAGUCUCGGUCGAGUGUUUCUCCCAAAGGUGUUGAUCCUCAACAACUUGCAGCUCAACUAGAGGAAAUUAGAGAAGAUGUCUCUCCCGAGAACUCCCCGGCUUCCUCUCAGCACGACUUUCCUACGCCUAGCGUUUCCUCCCCUUGCAGCACCCCUCUCUCUGACCCUA